AUGUCAGCGACCAUCAGUUCCGAGACGAUCGAGCAAGAGCUCCGUCCCAGGCUAUCAGCCGAGGCCCGACUGCAUUUGCCCAACUCGGCGGGCUUCGAUAAGUCGAAUCUGCGCUUCACACAGUACGAGAGGCCGACAUAUCUGGCCGCCGUCGAGCCGGGCUGCGAAGAAGAUGUCAUCCAGGUGAUGAGAUAUGCGAGGGAGAAGGGCGUCCCUUUCGCGCCUCGGUCGGGCCACCAUGCCGUGACGACGACGAUGCGCCACUUGAAGGGCGGCAUCCUCAUCGAUAUGAGAUCCCUCAACAAGCUGAGCUUCGACGCCGAGAAGCAGCAGGUGACGGUCGGAGGGGGCGUGAUAACGGACGACUUUGUCAAGUUUCUCCAGUCGGUGGGAAUGGAAGUCAACGUCGGAUCGUGCCCGACAACGGGCGUCAUCGGCGUCGCCUUCGGGGCCGGGCUCGGCCGCCUCCAGGGCAAAUACGGCUUCCUGCACGACAACAUGGUGUCCUGCAAGCUGGUCCUCGCCGACGGCCGCGUGUUGAACGUGUCGGAGGAAUCGAACCCGGACCUGUUCUGGGCCCUCCGGGGCGCCGGGCACAACUUUGGCGUCGCGCUCGAGGCAACAUUCCGCGUGUAUCCCCAGGCGAACGGGGGCAUACACUACACCUGGGACCUGGAGUACACCCUGGACCAGUGCGAUGACGUCUUUGGCACGCUCAACAGCGUCCACGAGAGCAUGCCGCCCGAGCUGGCCAUCUUUGUGCUUUGGAUCCGUCAGAGCGACGGAGGCAGAAAGCACCACAUCCUCGUCAACGUCGUAUGGUCCGGCCCCGAGGCCGACGCGGACGCCUGGGUCGACCGGUUCAGGCGCCUCGAUCCCGUCCUCGACAGCGGCAAGGUCACGACCAGCUGGGCCGAUCUGCCGUGGACGACGUACAAGGGCAUGAACAAGAUGCUCAGCCGGCCCGAGGUGUGGACGCUGGCGCCCAACAAGAUGAUGGGCGCCGCGUGCGUCGAGCGGUUCGACCUCGCCACGACACGGGCCUUCCUCGAGAGCGUCCGGGACAUGAACGAGGCGUGGGCCGGCAAGGGCUUCUUCGGCGCCAUGUUCGAGUGUCUGCCGCACCAGAAGGUCAGGGAGCUGUCCGACGAGGCGACGGCGUUCCCCUGGCGCUGGGGGUCGAACCAUUUCUUGAUGCUCAUGGCCACGCCGCUCGAUGUGAAACACCAGCCGGCGUUCGAGGCGCACCUCGACCGCUGGAAGAGGGAGUUCAUCGCGACGUCGGGGUACGGCCGGCUGCAGCAGUACGUCAACUACGGCAACACCACCUCGUCGAUGCGGGAUCCUCCCGAGGCGCUGUACGGCUACGAGCCAUGGAGGUUGGAGAAGCUACGCGCCCUGAAGAGACAGUAUGACCCUGAGAAUGUGUUUCGGUGGUAUCAGCCGUUGAUAGAGGAGGGUGAACGAUAG
Colletotrichum destructivum is the source of this 1470-nucleotide messenger RNA. Its product is annotated as Putative berberine/berberine, FAD-binding domain, PCMH-type, FAD-binding, type PCMH, subdomain 1. Gene Ontology annotation, molecular function: FAD binding; oxidoreductase activity. The transcript is spliced from 5 exons. Bases 1 to 1470 code for a protein of 489 amino acids. The record is from RefSeq and is a predicted model, not a curated record. NCBI's taxonomy places the organism in Eukaryota, Fungi, Ascomycota, Sordariomycetes, Glomerellales, Glomerellaceae.